This is a messenger RNA of Megalobrama amblycephala (Wuchang bream), 1233 nucleotides long. Its product is annotated as granzyme K-like. The record is from RefSeq and is a predicted model, not a curated record. Gene Ontology annotation, biological process: proteolysis. Bases 288 to 1070 code for a protein of 260 amino acids. The transcript has 5 exons. Gene Ontology annotation, molecular function: serine-type endopeptidase activity. NCBI's taxonomy places the organism in Eukaryota, Metazoa, Chordata, Actinopteri, Cypriniformes, Xenocyprididae.
CUUUUAUUUUUAAAGUUCUGCUCUCUCAUAUGAAUAGCACUUACAGAAAAGAUUAUGACAGUAGAUGUCAUAGAUGUCAUAAUCUAAAUGUCAACUUGCUAAAAUUUGCAAAAACAGAUGCAUCACAUUGCAUGCAAACACCCCCACGUCUACACACCUUUUGAUUCUGCUCUGACCACAAAGUAACGCGCACUGAAAAACAGUUAUUUCCUCAUUGCUCUUACACUUGACAUUGUUGGAUGUCUGAGGCAACACAUUGACUUUUGGCUGAGAGAAAGGUCUGCAAGAUGGAUGUUUGCAGAUAUUUGACUGUGUAUCACUUCCUGGCGUUCACCUUUUUCAAAGUAGCAGCUUGCUCUGAGGUGUCCAUUAUUGGAGGCAAAGAUGUCAAAAAACUUCAAUCGUGGAUGGUGUCCAUUCAGAAGGACCAGAUCCAUGUGUGUGGGGGAAUCCUCAUUCAAAACCAAUGGGUUUUAACUUCAGCACAAUGCGAAGAAAAACCCAUUACAUCUGUGACGGUUCUCAUUGGAUCUCUGUCUCUGAGUAAAGCGAGUAAAGGCUCUCAGCGCGUUGACAUCCUCAGUUAUGCGAAACCUCAAACAUUCAAUGCAAGGACUAAACAAGAUGACAUUAUGCUCAUUAAGCUAAAAAAAAAAGUGAAAGCCAAACCCAAAAAAAUCCCUAAAAAGGAACAAGAUGUUCCACCUGGAACAAAAUGUGUUGUGACAGGUUGGGGAACUACUAAUUCUAAUGUCAUGGAACCUUCUGAUAAACUGCAAAUGUUAGAGGUGACAGUUGUGGACAGAAAUCAGUGCAGCCGAGACUACAAGAGUGAUAUUGUGAUCACCAAAGACAUGAUGUGUGCAGGAAACAAGCAGGAAAAGAGUGGCACCUGUUGGGGAGAUUCCGGUGGACCUCUGGAAUGUAAGAAAAACAUGGUUGGAAUAGUAUCAGGGUCGAGAGGAUGCGCUAAUCCCAAGAAACCAACUGUGUACACAUUUCUCUCCAAAAAACAUAUCUCCUGGAUCAAUAGCAUACUGAAAAAACAAUUCAACAGCACAACUUUUUAAGAACUUAAACAUUUCCAGCAUAUAUACUGUUGUUUGUAGUUCAGAUUGCUGUAACUUUUAAAAUGUUAUGCUUUUGGAAUUAGGGUUAAAUAAAGCAAUACCAAACUUUUUCACUUUUUUUUUUUUUUAAUUAACAAAUAAAGCAAAACAGAGCUAAAUCAUG